Messenger RNA from Elephantulus edwardii (Cape elephant shrew), 2566 nucleotides. It is a transcript of the gene EXOC6B, whose product is annotated as exocyst complex component 6B. The transcript is spliced from 22 exons. Bases 111 to 2546 code for a protein of 811 amino acids. Lineage: Eukaryota; Metazoa; Chordata; Mammalia; Macroscelidea; Macroscelididae. The record is from RefSeq and is a predicted model, not a curated record. Gene Ontology annotation, biological process: intracellular protein transport; exocytosis; Golgi to plasma membrane transport. Gene Ontology annotation, cellular component: membrane; exocyst.
GGAGGGCGGGGCCGCCGGGUAGCCGGGCUGAGGCUGCCGCGAGCCGGUCGUGAAGCGGCGGGCGAGGAGGGAAGAAGGUGAGAGGGGUCGCUGAGGGUGCUGCCCGGCAGAUGGAGCGGGGGAAGAUGGCGGAGGCGGAGAGCCUGGAGACGGCGGCGGAGCACGAGCGGAUCCUGCGCGAAAUCGAGAGCACCGACACGGCCUGCAUCGGGCCCACGCUCAGGUCUGUUUAUGAUGGUGAGGAACAUGGACGAUUCAUGGAAAAGCUUGAAACUCGCAUCCGCAACCAUGACCGAGAAAUUGAGAAAAUGUGCAACUUUCAUUACCAGGGCUUUGUGGACUCCAUAACUGAACUACUGAAAGUGAGAGGAGAAGCCCAGAAACUCAAAAAUCAAGUGACGGAUACAAAUAGAAAACUACAGCAUGAGGGGAAGGAACUGGUAACAGCAAUGGAAGAGCUGAAGCAGUGUCGACUACAACAAAGAAAUAUUUCUGCUACUGUUGAUAAAUUAAUGCUGUGUCUUCCAGUCCUGGAAAUGUACAGCAAACUGAGGGACCAGAUGAAAACAAAAAGACAUUAUCCAGCACUGAAAACCCUGGAGCACCUAGAGCACACCUACCUGCCUCAAGUGAGCCAUUACCGCUUUUGCAAGGUGAUGGUGGACAACAUCCCCAAGCUUCGGGAGGAGAUUAAGGAUGUGUCCAUGUCUGAUCUCAAAGACUUUCUGGAGAGCAUUCGCAAACACUCCGACAAAAUUGGAGAGACGGCCAUGAAGCAAGCCCAACAACAAAGAAACCUGGAUAACAUUAUCUUGCAACAACCCAGAAUAGGCAGCAAGAGAAAGUCAAAGAAAGAUGCAUAUACCAUCUUUGACACAGAGAUCGAAAGCACAAGUCCCAAGUCUGAACAGGACUCAGGAAUUCUGGAUGUUGAAGAUGAGGAGGAUGAUGAAGAGGUACCUGGGGCCCAGGAUUUGGUGGACUUUUCUCCUGUUUAUCGAUGUCUUCACAUAUAUUCUGUGCUGGGUGCCCGGGAAACAUUUGAGAACUACUACAGGAAACAGAGACGAAAACAAGCCCGCUUGGUUCUGCAGCCUCCAUCCAACAUGCAUGAAACUUUAGAAGGCUACAGGAAGUAUUUUAAUCAAAUUGUAGGCUUUUUUGUGGUUGAAGAUCACAUUUUACAUACAACCCAAGGCUUGGUAAAUAGAGCGUAUAUUGAUGAACUAUGGGAAAUGGCACUUUCAAAAACCAUCGCUGCACUUCGUACUCACUCGUCUUACUGCUCUGACCCAAACCUCGUGUUAGAUUUGAAGAAUCUCAUAGUGCUUUUUGCUGACACACUUCAGGUGUACGGUUUUCCUGUAAACCAGCUUUUUGACAUGCUUUUAGAAAUCAGAGACCAGUAUAGUGAAACUCUACUAAAGAAAUGGGCAGGUAUUUUCAGGAACAUACUUGAUUCUGACAACUAUAGUCCUAUUCCAGUUUCAAGUGAAGAGGUCUAUAAAAAAGUGGUAGGACAAUUUCCAUUCCAAGAUACAGAGCUGGAAAAGCAACCAUUUCCAAAAAAGUUUCCUUUCUCUGAAUUCGUGCCAAAAGUUUACAACCAAAUUAAAGAAUUUAUCUAUGCCUGUCUGAAAUUUUCAGAAGAUCUUCACCUAAGUUCUACGGAAGUUGAUGACAUGAUUCGUAAAUCAACAAACCUGUUACUGACCAGGACUCUGAGCAACUCUCUGUUGAACGUCAUUAAAAGGAAGAAUAUUGGACUUGCUGAGCUUGUUCAGAUUAUCAUCAACACAACUCACUUAGAGAAGUCCUGUAAAUACUUGGAAGAGUUCAUUACCAACAUCACUAAUGUGCUUCCAGAGACAGUCCACACCACCAAGCUCUAUGGGACGACAACCUUCAAGGAUGCUAGGCAUGCAGCUGAGGAAGAGAUUUAUACCAACCUAAACCAGAAGAUCGACCAGUUUCUGCAGCUGGCUGACUAUGACUGGAUGGCAGGAGAUUUGGGCAGCAAAGCCAGUGACUACCUGAUCGACCUCAUUGCCUUCCUCCGUAGCACCUUUACUGUCUUCACACACCUUCCUGGAAAGGUGGCCCAGACAGCGUGUAUGUCAGCUUGUAAGCAUUUAGCCACAUCCUUGAUGCAACUUUUACUGGAAGCUGAAGUCAGACAGCUCACUUUGGGAGCAUUGCAGCAGUUCAACCUGGACGUCAGAGAAUGUGAACAGUUUGCCAGAUCCGGCCCGGUGCCUGGGUUCCAGGAGGACACGCUGCAGUUGGCCUUCAUCGACUUGAGACAACUUUUGGACCUCUUCAUCCAGUGGGAUUGGUCAACCUACCUUGCUGACUAUGGUCAGCCCAACUGCAGAUACCUCCGGGUAAACCCAGUGACAGCUCUGACUUUGCUUGAGAAGAUGAAGGACACUAGCCGCAAGAACAACAUGUUUGCACAGUUUCGGAAGAAUGAGCGUGACAAGCAGAAGCUGAUUGACACUGUGGCCAAGCAGCUCCGGGGACUCAUCAGCAGCCAGCACUCCUGAAGGCGGGUCUCCGGCUCACA